AUGCUGCGCCGCAAUGCGCGGCUUCGAAAAGAGUAUCUCUACAAGAAGGCCUUGGAAGACAAGGAAGCCACCACCUUCGACAAGAAGCGGAAACUUCAGGAGGCCUUGGACAGCAACAAGCCCAUUCCCACAGAGCUUCGAGGAGAAGACCGGAAGCUGCGCAAGGUACUGGACCUCGCAGAUGAUCGAACAAAGGAGCAGCGCAAGGCCAUGGACGACGAGUACGCCUACAUGGGCGUCAAGGAUCCCAAGGUGCUGGUCACAACAUCUCGGGAUCCGUCCUCACGCCUGAGUCAGUUCCUCAAGGAGCUCCGGAUGUUGUUCCCGGGUGCUCAGAGGAUGAACCGUGGCAGCUAUGUCGUCAAGGACCUGAUGCAGCUAGCAAGAUCACAUGAGAUGACUGAUGUCAUCCUGGUGCACGAGCACCGGGGCGAACCGGAUGGCAUGGUUGUUUGCCACUUGCCUUUCGGGCCCACCGCCUACUUCGGCCUGUCGAAUGUGGUGCUACGGCACGAUCUGGCCGACAAGCCUCCCGCCAUGUCCGAGGCCAGCCCCCACCUGCUCUUCCAUGGCUUCACCGCAAAGAUGGGGCUACGGGUGAAGAACAUCCUCCAGGCGCUCUUCCCGCCUGCGAAGCAAGCGGGGGACAGAGUCAUGACCUUCGCCAACCACCACGACGUGAUCCACUUCCGGCACCACAGCUUUGCCAGGCCCAAGGGGCCGGCCGGCGAUGGCCACCGUUCCCGCGCGAAGGACGUGGCUCUAACAGAGAACGGCCCUCGGUUUAACAUGAGGCUCUUUCGUGUCGAGUUGGGCACUGUGGACAUGAAGGAUGUGGAGGUGGAAUGGGUCUUGAGACCUUACUUCAAUCGGCAGAAGGAAGCGCUGGCUUUGCCCGAG
Symbiodinium pilosum is the source of this 900-nucleotide messenger RNA. Lineage: Eukaryota; Dinophyceae; Suessiales; Symbiodiniaceae. The record is from the annotation of a GenBank genome assembly.